AUGCCUCACACACUAAAUCACUGUUCAACGAUAGCUUUAUCAUGGUUUACAGCACAUUCGGCGCGGCCGUUUUGCUCCAUCGCCUCCAUCGGGUUCUGCCUUCGGCAGCCGCACCGGGUGGUUACGAGCACCACUUUCGGCGGCGGUAUUACAAAUGGGCCAAACGGCACAAAUAGAAGUGUUAUAUGCAUGGCGAACCCUAGGAGAGUGCAAAUGGUGUCCAGGCAGAUAAGAAGGGAGAUUUCCGACAUGUUGCUCAUGGAUAAGGUUUUGCAGCACGCGGUGUUGCCGGAAUCUGCCUUGGGCGCCGACCGAUACCUGUCGUCGGUCACUACGGUUACCGAUGUCGAGGUUUCAGCUGAUUUGCAGGUUGUCAAAGUGUAUGUAUCUGUUUUUGGAGAUGAAAGAGGAAAAGAAGUCGCUAUAGCAGGGCUGAAAUCAAAAGCAAAGUAUGUACGAAGUCAGCUGGGAAAGCGUAUGAAGUUGCGGCUCACCCCCGAAGUCCGUUUCAUAGAGGAUGAGUCUAUUGAACGAGGAAGCCGGGUACUUGCUAUAUUAGAUAGACUAAAGGAAGAGAGAGAGAGAGAAGCAACAAAAGUCGGAGAUCAUGAAUCCGAUGGAGGCUAUGAUGAUGAUGAUGAUGAUGAUGAUGAAGAGUGGAAAGACGAUGACAUGGACGAUGAGGGCAUCAUUUAUGUUGAUUAG
Striga hermonthica is the source of this 705-nucleotide messenger RNA. The record is from the annotation of a GenBank genome assembly. Lineage: Eukaryota; Viridiplantae; Streptophyta; Magnoliopsida; Lamiales; Orobanchaceae.